CUGGUUCAGAAAAAUCACACCAACAAUAACGAGACUAUCACCAUGGCGAUAUUGACCAUCAUUCUGCUUGUCAGCACGGCUUUUGCUCUGGGAGAUACUAUGAUACUACCCAAGCCCCCAUGUGAGGAUGCUAGAGAUUCCGUGCCACAUGGCCAAGUUGGAGCCUACAUCCCCACGUGUGACGCCGCUGGACAAUACACCCCUGAGCAAUGUUGGGGCUCUACAGGUUACUGUUGGUGUGUGAACAGUUCUGGACAGAAGAUCCAGGGUACUGACACUCCACCAGGCACUGCUAGAAUCAUCUGUUCCACCCAGAAUGGUGCGAUACGACCCAAGACCCCAUGUGAGGAUGCUAGAAAUGCUGCCGUGCCACAUGGCCAAGUUGGAGCCUACAUCCCCAUGUGUGACGCCGCUGGACAAUACACCCCUGAGCAAUGUUGGGGCUCUACAGGUUACUGUUGGUGUGUGAACAGUUCUGGACAGAAGAUCCAGGGUACUGACACUCCACCAGGCACUGCUAGAAUCAACUGUUCCACUAAGUCUAAAUGAGGCCCUGUGGUGGUAAAGGAGGCCCCACUAUAUAGUCCGACACAUCACUACUCUUGCUUCCUACCUUGCUUCCUACCUUGGACCUCUUUAUGCUUUCUUUACAAGAUGCUCCAAUGAUUUCAGUGUCAUGAUCUCCCUUCUUCCUGUGUCCCUCUGUCAUGACAUCUCUUCAUCUCUUCUAAUGUAAUUCUAAUUAUGACAGCUGUGGUCCUCCAUAGACAUCGUCAUGUCAUUCCAAUAUAUACAGGAGUUCAGAGUCCAGAAUCAGAACCAUGCUACUCUGAGUCUGAAGAAUUGUUCCAGACCACAGAGGGAUGAAAGAUCCCUUGACUGAUUCUACAUCGUCACAUUUCACUAAAUCAUUCCCUUGUUUGCUUCAUGCAUUAUAUCACCCUGUAAAAUAAAGUACAUGCUCUUCA
This is a messenger RNA of Oncorhynchus gorbuscha (pink salmon), 968 nucleotides long. RefSeq names its product saxiphilin-like. Gene Ontology annotation, cellular component: basement membrane. The record is from RefSeq and is a predicted model, not a curated record. Gene Ontology annotation, biological process: cell-matrix adhesion. The coding region runs from base 43 to 549 and encodes 168 amino acids. The transcript has 6 exons. NCBI's taxonomy places the organism in Eukaryota, Metazoa, Chordata, Actinopteri, Salmoniformes, Salmonidae.